This is a messenger RNA of Aspergillus nomiae NRRL 13137, 1413 nucleotides long. RefSeq lists its product as uncharacterized. Lineage: Eukaryota; Fungi; Ascomycota; Eurotiomycetes; Eurotiales; Aspergillaceae. Gene Ontology annotation, molecular function: 7-dehydrocholesterol reductase activity. The coding region runs from base 1 to 1413 and encodes 470 amino acids. Gene Ontology annotation, cellular component: endoplasmic reticulum membrane. The transcript has 4 exons. The record is from RefSeq and is a predicted model, not a curated record. Gene Ontology annotation, biological process: brassinosteroid biosynthetic process; cholesterol biosynthetic process.
AUGCGGAAGGACAAUCCAUCACCCUGCAACCAUGAGCGUCAGAAGCAGACCAUUUCUCGUUCAAUAGGUCAUCUUACUUUUAUGCUCUUCAUCACCCCUUUGAUUUCCAUUUGGUGGAGCGCUAUAACAGACUACAAUGGCUCCCUUCAGCUUUCUGUCACGAGAUUCUUGGCAGAUCCAAAGGCGUCAUUGAGCUGGUAUUCUCUGCCUUCCCACGAUAUCAGCGUUGCUUUUGCGAAAUGGAUUCUCUUCGAAGCUAUUCUAUAUACCGUACUGCCGGGUAGGAUAUGUGCUGGUCAACCCACGCCAUCAGGACACACCUUACCUUAUACAAUGAACGGCCUAUCAUUUUUCACAUUCUCAAUUAUCUUCUUCUUGGUCUCGGCAGCUCUCGGAUGGACUGAGCUUUCCUUCAUAGCCAGCAACUGGAGAGACAUUAUCCUGGUGCUGAAUGCGUUCGCUUGGUUGCUUACAGGCCUAGCCUUUCUAAAGGGGCGCAUUGCUCCGUCAUAUAAAUAUGAUAACAAGGAGAAUGAUUCAUACAUCUCCGAUAUCUGGCGAGGCAUUGAGCUCCAUCCUCGGUUCGGCGCAGCAUGGGAUCUCAAAAUCUUCCACAACGGACGCUGGACCAUGACCGCACUCGCCAUGAUAGAUAUAUCCUUCGCAGCCCUCCAAUGGGAAAUGCACGGUUAUAUAACGUACACGAUGAUAUGCGUACUGCUACUCCGGAACAUUCUCAUCGUCAACUUCUUCACAAAUGAAGAAUGGUAUCUCCGUAGUAUGGACGUAUGCGACGAGCCCUUCGGAUUCUACUUCGCGUGGGAAUCCGGUGUUUUCUUCCCGACAAUGUACACUUUGCAGACGCAGUAUCUUGCCCUGAACCCCGUUGAGCUUCCCCUCACUCGUAUUAUCUCAAUAUUUUCCCUCGGAGUCACAGGAUUCAUCGUCUACUAUGUCGCCACAGAGCAAAAGAAUGUAGUAUGCGACAUGAAGAGUGCCAAGGAGGUGGGACACGAAAAGGCGCAGUUUGUUCGUGCUUCGUAUACGACGACUGAUGGGGUCGGGAGAGAGUCACUCUUGUUGUGUAGUGGUAUGUUACCGUUUAAGCACGAUGCUUCACAUGUGAUACUUAUGAAUAGUCCAGGGCUGUGGAGACAUAUCCGACAUCCCAAUUAUCUGGGCGUAUUGAUAUUGACGUACGCCAUGUGCGCAUUGUGUGGGACCGAGGCCCUGCUUCCUUGGAAUGAGGCUGUCUUUGCUACUGCUUUCCUGGCCUAUAGAUGUACUAGGGAUGAGAGAAACUGUCUGAGGAAGUAUGGCAAGGAUUGGGAGGUUUAUUGUCAGAGAGUGAGAUGGAGCUGGUGCCGGGGUUGUAUUGAUUUUCCUUCACUUUCUGGAGUAAACUUUUGCUAG